Molecule: messenger RNA, 2237 nt
Organism: Alligator mississippiensis (American alligator)
Lineage: Eukaryota; Metazoa; Chordata; Crocodylia; Alligatoridae
Product: zinc finger protein RFP
Exons: 4
Coding region: 772-1524 (250 amino acids)
Molecular function (GO): zinc ion binding
Source: RefSeq, a predicted model, not a curated record
ACUGAUUGCAUAUUGAAAAAACAGUAUUUGUCCAUUUUCUCAUUUUUUUUCUGGGCUCACAAUAUUCAUCAAAAGUCUUCAUUAGCAGCUCUGCUCUUUUGGGUCCUUCAUGGAAAAAUGUUGAAUGCACCUCUCUGCCCUUUAAACCAGUGAUGUAAUGAAAAAGUUUUAGCUUAAUUUUCUUAUCCUUGUCUGCCAUGAUGAACUGUGAAUACAAAGUCAGCCCUUGUUUCUAUGCCAGUGCCAGGUUCUUUGACUGGAAAGCCAAAUGUGUAGGAGGUUUGAGUCCUUCCAUGCAGCCUGCUCUCUUUGCUGUGUACGUGAUGCUAGAAAAAAUUUAAGUCACACUCUGCUAUUCUGUUUAGCUGCUGCCACCAUCUCAUACACAGAGCCCUGUGCCAUAGUAAAGGGACUCCAUUUGAACUGGAUCUUGAUCUUUAUUAAGUGCACUCACUACAUUCAGUACUGCUCCCUGCCGCCUAAGCACUUGACAGCUCAGAAUCAUUUGUCUUGCAACUCUAGUUCCUAAUGACGGGUUCCCUGGGAUUUCUGACAGCCUGCGGUUUGGAUGAGCUCUUGUCUGUGAACUAUGAACUGCUACCUGAGUACAAAGGGUGAACAGCUUUCUCCAGAAGCUCAAAGGGCUGGAAUUUUCCCCAGGGACUCCUGCCACCUAAGAAGAUGAGUCAUUUCCAAGAAGGGAUACACCCAGCGGUGCAAGCUCUGAACUCAGGAAAGUGAAACUAGCACCAGUACUCUUCCCUCGGAGCCAUGGCUGCUGACAACCCUGUAGGAAAUCUCCAAGAUGAAGUGACCUGCUCUGUCUGCCUGGACUUCUUCAGGGAUCCGGCGAUGAUCGUGGGCUGUGGGCACAACUUCUGCCGAGCCUGCAUCACCCAGUGCUGGGAGGGGACCAAGACGGAUGUCACCUGCCCCCAAUGCAGACAGACCUUUCCCCAGAGGAACCUGAACCCAAACAGGCAGCUGGCAAAUGUUGUAGAAAUAGCCAAGAGGCUGCAUGUGCAGAAAGCCGAGGGAGCCAGAGGGCAGCGAGUGUGUGGGGAGCACGGGGAGGCUCUGAAACUGUUCUGCCAAGAUGAUGAAACCCCCAUCUGUGUGGUGUGCAACCGAUCCCGGGUACAUCGAGCUCACAACGUGGUUCCCGUUGAGGAGGCUGCUGAGGAGUACAAGGAAAAACUUUCGGCCUGUUUGAAGACUCUGAGGGAAAGGAGAGAAAACCUCCUCGGAUUGAAACAGGCUGGAGAAAGGAAAACCCAGGAGUAUCUGAAACGGGCAGGAGCCGAGAGGCAGAAGAUUGUGUCUGAGUUUCAACAGUCCCACCAGUUCCUACUGGAACAAGAGCAACUCCUGCUGGCCCAGCUGGGAAAGCUGGAGAAGAAGGUUGAGAAUAUGCAGAAAGAAAAAGUCAUUAAACUCUCUGAGGAGAUUUCCCAUCUCAACAAGCUGAUCAGCAAAAUGGAGGCGAAGUGCCAGCAGCCAGCAAGCAAGUUCCUGCAGGUGUGACAAGGGGGAGAUCCCACAGCCGGUGCCAAUUUCUCCUGAGCUGGAAAGGAGACUCUGGGAUUUCUGCCAGACAACCUGUGCACUGACAGAGACUGUGAGGAAGUUCAAAGGUACGGAGAAGGGAUGUGGGCGGAGAUGCAGAGAGGAGUGUCUGUGGCCAUGGGAGGAGAUGGGCUCUGGUCUAUUGGCUGAAAACCAAGUUAUUUAUAAAUGGCACAGAGCCCACAAACUGAGUGGAGGUAGGAGAGCCCAGGCAUUAAUGUGGUAUGUUCAUGCACCCCAUGACGUCAGAAAGGCCCCUAUAUAGCCAGAUAAUUCGCAGUCUUUCCCCAAGACAGAGCCAGGCAGGGCGUGUGCUCUGGGCUGCGUCACUCGCAGCUGCACGAGCAGUCGGUGGGAGCUGCAGGAGCCCAGCUCCUCUGAGUGCCAGGGCUUGGGUGCUCAGUGGUUGGCAUCCAAAAUAGAGACUCCAAAUCCACGGCUUUUUCUGAAAUAUGUACCAGAGGUGGGAGCUGGGCUGCAAUGUCCUUACCAACCCGACAGCAGGAAGUGUCAUGUCUGUGCCCCUUUCCCCUCCAGACACUCUGCCGUCUGCCUUGGAGAAGAGAAGCAGGGGUCCAUCAAAGCCGUACACCAAGGGUAAGCUUUCGUGGGGAUUGUUUCACAGCAAAUUCCCAGAAUCCCGCACAAGCCACGAACAGUUUCUCUUCGCU